CAGCCCCGAGCCCGGCGCUGACUCCGGCUUCGCCUGCUCCCGCGCCCUGCACCGCAGCGCCCGCCGGGGCGCAGCAACUUCUGCUCUUGGUCCCCGCACUGCCCCUUCUUUUGGGCCAGGGCGACCGCCGCAGCCCUCACAGCGCAGACCCUCCCGAGUGCCCAGAAAGGCCUCCGGCUGGCCCUGCGCCUCCCCAACUACUGCUGGAUGGAGGCGCCCCAGGAAGGAGCCGGCUGAACGCCUCGGCCUUCACCUUCCAGCCCGUGCUGACCACACCUCCCCUAGUGCGGAGGCUGCCCUGAGGAGCAGGAAAUGCUGUACCAGCACAGCUGGCCACUCAGGAUCUCGGUGUGACUGCCAGGAUGGAACUGGGGCCAGCAACGCAGACCUUCGUGCUGGAGCUUCGGUGUCUUGAAGAUGGGGGCCCAGGGCCUGAUACCCUCUCAGGUGGCAGUGGUGGGAAUGAGAGUCAGGAGGAAGAAGAGGCUCAAGAGAGGAGCAGCAGCCCACCACAGCCAGCAAUCUCAACCCCCAAAGUGGCCAGUGACACUACCAAGGAAGCACAGCUGGGACAGCAGGAGUUGCGAAUGCAGGAACAGCAGCCAGAGCUGUACCAACAACCACAGCAGGAGCAGCUGCAACAGCAGCAGCCACAAAACCAGCUAGUAGAACAUCGCCCAGAAUUGCUGCAGCAGCAAGAUGGGCAAGAAAAGCUACUUCCACAACAACAGGAGCUACAGGAAAAUCAACAGCCCCUACAACAAAUGCAAUCAAAAUCACAACCUCAGCUGAUGCAACAGCAGGAACAGUUACAACCACAGCAGCAAUUGCAGCAGCAGAAACUGUUGCAGCAGGAGCAAUUACAGGAGAAACAGCUUCAGCCACAACAGCUGCAGCAAGAACAGUUACAGCAGCAACAGUUACAAAAACAGCAGCUAUUACAACAACAAGAACAAUUAAAGCAGCAGCUGCAUCAGGAACAGAUACAGAAACAGCAGGAACAGUUACAGGAGCAGCAGCUGCAGCAGCUACAACAGGAACAACUACAGCAAGAACAGUUACAGCAGCAGCAGCUACAGCAAGAACAGCUACAACAAAAGCAGCUACAGCAGGAACAGCUACAGCAGGAACAGUUACAGCAGCUGCAGCAGGAACAGUUGCAGCAGCAGCAGCUGCAGCAGGAACAGCUGCAGCAGCAGCAGCUGCAGCAGGAACAGCUGCAGCAGCAGCUACAGCAGGAACAGUUACAGCAAGCACAGUUACAGCAGCAGCAGCUACAGCAGGAACAGUUACAGCAAGCACAGUUACAGCAGCAGCAGCUACAGCAGGAACAGCAGCUACAACAGGCACAGUUACAGCAGCAACAGCAGCAAGAACAGCUACAGCAGCAACAGCAACAGAAGGAUCAGUCACAGCAGCAGCAGCAGCAACAACAGGAACAGUUGCAGCAACUGUUGCGGCAACAGCAACAAGAACAAUUACAGCAGCAUCUGCAGCAAGAACAGUUACAGCAGCAGCAACUAUUGCAACAACAGCAGCAAGAACAGUUACAGCAGCAGCUGUUGCAGCAGCAACAGUUACAGCAGCAGCAGCUGUUGCAGCAGGAGCAGUUACAGCAGCAGCUGUUGCAGCAGCAACAGUUACAACAGCAGCAGCUCUUGCAGCAGCAGCAGGAACAGUUACAGCAGCAGCUGUUGCAGCAGCAACAGUUACAGCAGCAACAGCUAUUGCAGCAACAGCAAGAAAAGUUGCAACAGCAGCAGCCAGAGGAGGAGGAAGAGGUGGAGCUGGAGCUCAUGCCAGUGGAUAUGGGGUCAGAGCAGGAACUGGAGCAGCAGCGGCUGGCGCUGGAGCGGCAACAGGAGCUAGAGAGACAACAGGAGCAGCGGCAGCUCCAGCUCAAACUUCAGGAGGAACUGCAGCAGCUGGAACAGCAGUUGGAGCAGCAGCAGCAGCAGCUGGAGCAGCAGCAGCUGGAGCAGCAAGAGGUGCAGCUGGAGCUGACCCCGGUGGAGCUGGGGGCCCAGCAGCAGGAGGUGCAACUGGAGCUCACCCCUGUGCAGCCCGAACUGCAGCUGGAGCUCGUGCCCGCCUCAGGAGGUGACGGGGCCUCGGUACCCGGGGCUCCGGCCACUGUUGUGGUGGCCCCACCGGGCUACGUGGUGGUGCAGGAGCUCAUGGUGCUCCCAGCCGUGACCACGCCUGCGGUGAUGGCCAUCCCAGGCCCCGCGGGCAGCGCGGCCCUGACGCCGGCCCGGCAGCGGCGGCGGCGACGUGCCCGGGACCGACCGACCAUCUGUGGGGAGUGUGGCAAGGGCUUCAGCCGCAGCACGGACCUGGUGCGGCACCAGGCCACGCACACGGGCGAGCGGCCGCACCGCUGCAGCGAGUGUGGCAAAGGCUUCUCCCAGCACUCCAACCUGGUGACGCACCAGCGCAUCCACACGGGCGAGAAGCCCUACGCCUGCUCCUACUGCUCCAAGCGCUUCAGCGAGAGCUCGGCGCUCGUGCAGCACCAGCGCACGCACACCGGCGAGCGGCCCUACGCCUGCGGCGACUGCGGCAAGCGCUUCAGCGUCUCCUCCAACCUGCUGCGCCACCGGCGCACGCACUCGGGCGAGCGGCCCUACGUCUGCGAGGACUGCGGCGAGCGCUUCCGCCACAAGGUGCAGAUCCGCCGCCACGAGCGCCAGCUGCACGGCGCCGGCCGCUCCCGGGGCCUGGGGCUGCUCCGCAGCACGCGCUCCGCCGGCGGGCCCCCGCGCGCCGAGCAGGCCCCGUGACCCAGGGCACUGAGCGGGGCAGAGCGCUGCCUCAGGGGAGACCUGCUAGGGAGGAUGUCUGGACCCCAUUCCGAGGUCUCUCCAGACACCCUGGAAUGCCGCUGGAAAAGACUUCCAGCCUCCUCCCGGAGGAACCGGGAACCCCAAAUUCCCCGUGGGAGCGCUUCGCGGAGGAAAGCCGGCGUGGCUGCAGCAGCACAUCCCUUGCACGGGCGCUAGAAACACUAGAAACGGCACGUGGUGAGAAUCUGGUUCUGGAGGCCGCGGGUGACAGGGCAGUCACCGCUUUCCCCGGGAAAACUGGACUCACUAGAAACUGAGAACCACAGAAGAAGACUGUGCUGACAGAUGUGCUAUACUGACAAGCAGUAGCAUCUGGCACGGAUCAAGCACCAGCCAGGGAAUCAAAUAUAUGUGGUAAGACACACAUCGAAAGGAUUUGAUCCUGGUGAAAAUUAUUUCAAGGAAAUAAAUUUAUCUGCACUAUGGAGAAAACUGAUCAAGGCAUUAAAUUGUCCUCAGUGGCAUUUGCCUUGAAAAUACUUUCUAGGAUGAAAAUUCAUCAGGAUGGAUGCUAUCCUGAUUAAAUAUUUGUGUUCAUAAACACAGAUCAGUUUCCAUGGGUCAAUGUGCAAAUGCUUCUGCUCUGCGUGGAAGGUACAACCUUCCCUCCAGGGCAGUCCCGGCACCCCCAACGUCUGAGGUAGGCGCUGGAUCUCUUGGCUGCCACGGUCCUUGUCCACAGCGGCCCCUUAAAGGUCCUCUUGAAUGGAAGCCUGUGGCUGAAGCGGAGGGCAUUUGGGGAGUGUUCGCCUUGGUUGGAAGGAGUGGCUCCUGAAAGAGUUGCCUGGCCGGGUCCUGCCCUCUCUGGGCUCCACCAGCUCAAGACUUCUCAGAUUGCCCAGGGGCCAGGCUCUGGGGCUGGAGUCUUAAAACCCAAGGGCAGGAUUCUGGGCCAUGCCAGGCAGGGGCUGGCCUGAGCAGACCUUCCUCACUGCAGGGGGUCAGAGGGAGAAUGCUGGGGUUGGGAGCAACAGAAAUGCUCUUUUUACCACGUUUACAGAAUCGCCUGGGGGUCCUUAAGAGCAGCAGCCAUCCCUGAGGCCCAUGGUGACACAGGGCACUAGAGGAGGCUGCCUGCCAUCUCUGGUCCCCAAAUGCUUCCUGCUCCAGCCUCCCCACGUGUGGCUGCUAACACCCUGCCCUCCCUGGUCCUCCUUUACUAACACAGCCUGCUACCUUGUAUCAGUGUGUUGGUAAGUGGGAAACUAAAAAUGAAAAAAUAAAUUAAAAUGAAGAAAUACAUGGUUCUGUGUUUUCUCCUCUGGGUUUUGUGGGACUUCAUUUCUAUGGAAUGUUUUCCUGGUUGCUCUACACACGAGGGACUGAUUUUCAGGCCCCUGUCCAGGGCUCCUCCACCCCAGGCCCUUCAUCCCAGCUUCAGGCCCUUGGCCCUCUGGGAGAGGUGGGGGCCAUAGCACGGAAGUCGAGGAGGCCAGUUUGGGCAUCUCCUAAGCACAAGCUUAGGGGCAGUUUGGCCCAACAGCACACUGGAGUUCUGUGAUGGUGGUUCGUGGGCCCUGGUCGGAUGGUCACUUGGAGGAAGUCAUGGGCAUGGGGGACCCUCCCAGCCCUGAGAGGCCUUGAUUCUAAGAUCCAAUCAGCCAGAUGUUCUCAGAUUCCUGUUUACCAACCAUUCUUGUGUCCUUCUGUCCUAUGUGGAGGGCACUGGGGCUGCUGGAGCCCCUGACCACUUGUGCAGAGACCUGGGUGCCCAAUGAUUGCCUCCCCCAUGGUGGCUCUCGGCCCUUGAGAGAAUGCUUUGGGAGGAACCUGCAAGCCAAGUUCUUCUGCUUGGGGGCUUGACAUCCAGACAGCUCAACGGCUUCAAUCACACCCUAGAGUGUGCUUGCAAGAGCCCUUUGAAGCACCCUCUGCAGGUUUUACUUGAGACUGCAU
Messenger RNA from Talpa occidentalis (Iberian mole), 4742 nucleotides. RefSeq names its product zinc finger protein 853 (gene ZNF853). Gene Ontology annotation, molecular function: RNA polymerase II cis-regulatory region sequence-specific DNA binding; DNA-binding transcription factor activity. Gene Ontology annotation, biological process: regulation of transcription by RNA polymerase II. Bases 363 to 2783 code for a protein of 806 amino acids. The record is from RefSeq and is a predicted model, not a curated record. Lineage: Eukaryota; Metazoa; Chordata; Mammalia; Eulipotyphla; Talpidae. The transcript has 3 exons.